Molecule: messenger RNA, 2033 nt
Organism: Cydia amplana
Lineage: Eukaryota; Metazoa; Arthropoda; Insecta; Lepidoptera; Tortricidae
Product: collagen alpha-1(I) chain-like
Exons: 21
Coding region: 137-2023 (628 amino acids)
Source: RefSeq, a predicted model, not a curated record
CCCCAUCUACCUCCCCCUCCGCUGCUCCUCGCCAAGACCAGGAGACGUAGACCUUCAAGGCAUAGAUCUCAUAGCCGUGUACCAGCUGGACGGGCCCAAUACCACAGGAGUCACUCAGGUCCGAGGGUCCCAGGAUAUGCAGAGGGCCUAUAGGAUCAGUGAUGGGGCUAAUUUGACUAUACCUUUAAGAAAUGUCUUCCCAUCCGGCCUUCCCGAUCAGUUCAGCGUGGUAGCCACCUUCAAUGCAAGAAGCCAGAUUAGGCCUUGGAUGAUUGUACGGGCCACUAAGACCCUUCAGUUCUCUCUGACCUUGCUCCCUCGUAUUGAGAAGUUAGCUGUGCUUGUGGAGGGAACUAGACUGAUCUUCGAUUGUGAGAAGUUGUUCAGACCAGGAUGGCAUAAGCUGCACGUAGCUGUCACCAAUGAUACGGUACAUGUGGCGGUCGAUUGUGAGGAGCUGGUACCACAGAACAUUACGAGCCACAACUUGAGAAAUGCCACCACACUGUCAAUCAUGGCGCACGAAGAUGGCACGCCGGCUGCUGUAGAUCUCCAAUGGUUGUCCAUGUACUGUAGCCGGUACAAUCUGGCCAAAGACAGCUGCGAAGAAAUCGAUGAACCAGCACCCAUAGUGUCUACCGCUUCUCCAUUUGAAGCCGGAGCUGAUAGGAUAGAAUUUCCUGCUCUCAACACCUGUAACCAAUCCUGCCCGCCGGGUCCAAUGGGUCCAUCUGGGCCACCGGGAGAACCGGGAAUCAGAGGCUUUACAGGUCUACCCGGUGUACGUGGCCUUGAGGGGCCUAUGGGUCCCCCAGGGCUCCCGGGGCCCCAAGGCGAGAGGGGCGAGCGGGGACCACCGGGGGAAGUAACAACCGGGACCGUAGGCGUGGCUGGACCACCCGGAAAACCGGGAAAGUCGGGUCGAAAAGGUGACAGGGGAGACACGGGACAGAAAGGUGAGCCAGGUGAAGCAGGCCUCACGGGCCUAGGCGGUCUUCCAGGGGACCCGGGCAGAGAUGGUAAACGAGGCUCGCCGGGGCCUGAGGGGCCGCGUGGGUUCCCAGGGCACCCUGGCCCUCCAGGCACCGCUGCGAAUAUCAACGCUUCAAUACUGCAAGGUGCAAAAGGUGAAAGAGGAGUCCCCGGUAGACGGGGUCAGGACGGGAGCCCGGGACCCGCCGGCGCCCCCGGGGCAAAUGGUGCCACGGGUCCACAAGGGCCACAGGGCCCUGCAGGUGUUCCGGGACCCCCAGGUGUGAUAGGCCUCCCGGGGCCAGGCGGGCCUCGUGGUGAACGAGGUCAAGAUGGAGCACAGGGUCGAGAAGGCCUCCGCGGCCUGCCUGGCCUACCAGGCCCACCGGGUUCCAACGCUGCCCAGGGCACCACUGUUCCUGGACCACCAGGAACCUCUGGUCAGAAAGGUGAACAAGGCGUGCCAGGUGUACCCGGCACUCCAGGAAUAGAUGGCACACCGGGCACACCGGGGCAGAGAGGGCCACCUGGUAUUCCGGCGCCACACAGUUUGAUAUCGCAAGCACCGACAAUAUCUGAAAGUGAAGUAAGAAAUAUUUGUGAAGCCCUUAUAAGAGAUCGUCUUAAGGAAUGGACGCAAGGGCUAGCAGGUCCCCCUGGACCUCCGGGGGUGGGUAAGAGGGGACUACCUGGAAAACCUGGAAUUGCUGGUGCACCUGGUGCCCGAGGUGAGCCUGGAGAGACCGGGCCUCGCGGGUACCCCGGCGAGGUCGGCGGCCCCGGCAGGCCGGGCGAGUCUGGGCCUCGCGGCGACAAGGGCGACAAAGGCGAGAGGGGGGCGGAGGGACGUGGUCUACCAGGCCAGGACGGCCCGAGGGGGAUUGCCGGUCCUAUUGGCCCACCUGGCCCCGCUGGACGAACAGGAGACAGGGGAGAGGCUGGCAGGGAAGGGGCUAUGGGCCCUCGGGGGGUGCCUGGACCGCGGGGCUCCUGCGAUUGCCCCACAGCCGCGUUUUACGCGUACCCCCAAGGACUGAACAAGGGACCGUAAACUCACAGCU